CACUGCAGACCAUCAAACCUCGCAAUCUUCCUAAAACAUCAUCCUUAGCUGGGUCAAGUCUCUCAUUCUCUAAAAUGGCCCACCGCAUCGUAACCCAAGUCGUCGUGACCGGCGCCCGUGUCUUCGGUCGCGCCUUCGCCGAAGCAUACAAGCAAGCCUCUGCGGCCUCGAAAUAUCAACAGAAGACCGGAAAAUCUGCCGGUGGUUCGUCCUCCUCCGGCAUCACACUCGAUGAGGCAUGCAAGAUCCUGAACGUUAAGCCCCCACAAGCCGGCGAAACAAAUCUGGAACAAGUGAUGGAGCGGUUCAAGAAACUUUUUGACUUGAACGAUCCACAGAAGGGAGGCAGUUUCUACCUGCAGAGCAAAAUUCUCAGGGCGCGCGAGCGGAUAGAGGCAGAGGUUAGGGAGGCAGAGAGGAAAGCGGCACAUGAGAAAGAGUUGAAAGAAGGGUGGAAGCCGAAGGUCUACAAAGAUCGGUGAUUUGAUGCUUUGCUGAUGGAAUGGGUUGGGGUUGACCCUGUGUUUUAUUAUCCUUUCUCUUCUCGAAGGUUCGCGGCAUAGCAUGGCGUUUUCUUUUGGUGACUUGAGCAUUGGUCAGGCAAAAUAAUAGACUUCGCCUUCUGUUCAUUCAUCGCCUUGUGAUGUGGUCUGGCAUGGCCCGUCUGCACCUUGCCCGACAUCGCUUCUUCGGCAUUGAUAUUCCUCGCUACGAAAUUUAGUGCGCUGCGGAAGGAAGCAUACGAACACUCCAAGUUGGAGGAGUUUCCGAGGCGAAGGAUGAGCGAACGGCGAUUCUUGACUGUUGAUAUACUUCUUUCUUCCCCAGAUACACUAUUCUCCGCUCUUAUAUUUAUCAUGUAUUAUAAAGAAACAGGACCACGUGCCGAUGGUUUGCUCGGUUGAAUGCCUAGAA
Molecule: messenger RNA, 915 nt
Organism: Aspergillus nidulans FGSC A4
Lineage: Eukaryota; Fungi; Ascomycota; Eurotiomycetes; Eurotiales; Aspergillaceae
Product: import motor complex subunit PAM16
Exons: 2
Coding region: 75-482 (135 amino acids)
Biological process (GO): protein import into mitochondrial matrix
Cellular component (GO): mitochondrion; PAM complex, Tim23 associated import motor; TIM23 mitochondrial import inner membrane translocase complex
Molecular function (GO): protein domain specific binding
Source: RefSeq, a predicted model, not a curated record